This is a messenger RNA of Dermacentor andersoni, 3521 nucleotides long. RefSeq names its product mitochondrial proton/calcium exchanger protein-like. Gene Ontology annotation, biological process: intracellular monoatomic cation homeostasis. The record is from RefSeq and is a predicted model, not a curated record. Gene Ontology annotation, molecular function: calcium ion binding; ribosome binding. Lineage: Eukaryota; Metazoa; Arthropoda; Arachnida; Ixodida; Ixodidae. Gene Ontology annotation, cellular component: mitochondrial inner membrane.
GCAGAUGGCUGGCGUGAUGGCGUGUAGUGCUUUUUCGCCUCACGCGUGUGGUUAUGGUGGUUAGCAGUAUGUUAGAUCAUAGAAUUUAGAAUGGACACUGCGUUAAUUUCGUGUUGUAAAUUGCGCUGAUGUCUAUGUCACAUUGGGGAACGUAAUUUGGCUACUGGAACGUAAUACAAAACAGCCGGCGAUCAGGCCUAGACUGCCUCCAUCGUCGUAAAAGAAAGGACCGUGCAUGGUGUCCGUGAAUCUUUACUAAGGUACUAAGGGCUGCCAGUCCUACACCUCUGGGUGACAACGCCAUGCACCGGAGGCCCAUUUCCAACGGUCUACACCUUUGGCAGCUGACCAUGCUGCGGUCAGGGAGGUGUGCUGUAGCUGGUUUUCAAUGCUCCUGGCACCCACACAGACAUUUCGUGUCAUCGUGGCAUGGGUGCGCACCACUUUUGCAGCGCCGACGGGCGCCAACUGGAACUGUGCCCUCGCACAAUAUGUUGUCCCUGGUAUUGUGCCGGCCACUGUCUGUGCCCUCCCAGCAGCUGUUCGAGAAAGAGUCCUCCAAGGUAGAAGGCACAGUCAAGGCACUCAAAGAAGCCGAGCCGUCCAGAGUAGCCGCCAAGCCAGACACGUCUGCUGCGCCUGUGCCGGUGCCACCAAAACGGCCACUUGUGAAGAGGAUCUGGGAUGAGCUGGUGCACUACUAUCACGGCUUCCGGCUCUUGUUCAUUGACAUACGAGUCUCAAGCCGGUUGGUCUAUAGGGUGCUCAAUGGUGAUGAACUGUCUCGACGAGAGCAUAAGCAGCUUGUCCGAACAGUUUCAGAUUUAUUUCGACUUCUUCCAUUUUCGGUGUUUAUUAUUGUACCAUUCAUGGAGUUCCUGCUACCAGUUGCCCUGAAAUUGUUUCCCGGCAUGCUACCAUCUACCUUUCAAACAACAUCUGAUAAGGAUGCAAAAGUGAAGAAGGAACUUAAGGUGAAACUUGAAAUGGCCAAGUUCUUGCAAAACACCUUGGAUGAAAUGGCUGUGAAGAAACGAGGCGAAACCCAUUCCCACAGCGCGAAAGAAUUUGCCGAGUUCUGUGAAAAGAUAAGAGAGUCUGGAGAAGAUACAACAAAUGAAGAAAUUUUGAAGUUUUCAAAGCUGUUUGAAGAUGAAAUUACCCUGGACAGUCUGACACGACCUCAGCUCACAGCACUCUGCCGGCUUCUGGAGCUGCAACCUAUUGGCACAAACAACUUUCUCCGAUUUCAGUUGCGCAUGAAACUGCGAAGCCUGAAGGCUGAUGACCAGAUGAUUUACAAGGAAGGCAUUGACUCCUUGACGGUGACGGAGCUGCAAGCGGCCUCCCGAGCAAGAGGCAUGCGAGCCAUGGGAUUACCCGAGUCCAAACUUCGCUAUCAGCUGGCUCAGUGGCUGGACCUCAGCCUCAAUGAAAACAUCCCUCCCUCACUGUUGUUGUUGUCGCGUGCUAUGUUGCUGUCUGAGGCUUUGCCUCCAACAGAACAACUCAAGGCCACUAUCUCUACUUUACCCAAGGAAGCGGUUACAGAGGCCAAGUACAAGAUUGGUGAACGGGAAGGGAAAGUGGACAAUCGUACCAAAAUUGAGAUCAUCCAACAAGAAGAAGAAGCUAUUAAGAAGGAAAAGGAAGAAAAUGAAGUAGCAGUUGAAAGUGAAAAGUUGAAGAGUAUUGGCCAGAAGCAUGAGGAAGAAAUCAAGGAGAUUCUUGAAGAUAAGGCUGCCGUUAUUACACAACUAGAUGAAGAUAUGGAGAAAAAGCCGCCUGAACCCAAGAAGGAGGAGCUCUCAAAGGCUGACCUCGCAGAUAUUGAGGAUGCCUUGGAAAAAAUAGCUGCUGAGAAACAAGAACUUCUUAUAGAAAAAGAAGAGCUUGAAGACUUAAAAGAGGAAAUGGCAGACUACAAGCAGGAUGUAGAAGAACUGAAGGAUGUGGCCGUCAAAACUGGUAAACGUGACAUUCAAGAAACUAAAGCAGCAAUGCGUCUUUACAGUCGUGUGAACCGUAUAAUUGGUAGCAUGGACCAUCUAAUAGACAAACUGAAUGAGGAACGGAAGUCAAUGCAGAUCAAGCUUGACUCUUCAGAAGGCGCUGCAAGUCAAAAAACCAAGCACAACCUGAUUGAAAUCAAUGACCUGCUGCUGGCUAUGCGGCGCAUCCAGAAGUCGUCUAACGAUACACGUCUCGAGAUGAUCACCGACCUUUUGGACACACUCGACAUUGACCAUGAUGGUGCUGUGAAGAUUGACCAUGUGUUAAAGGUCAUCGACACCCUCGGCCGUGAAAAUGUCAAGGUGAGCCCAGCUCAGAUGAAAGAAAUCAUUGAGCUCCUCAUCAAAGAGGAAGUCCUGCAGGCCAAGAACAAGGAGCAGCAGGCAGCCAGUACAGAUGGUGCAGCACAGCCACCUAGUUCUAAUCAUCAUGAGCAGCAGCAAGAAAACAAAAACACUUAGUGUGCUUUGGCAUUGUAUUAUACUGUAACACUGCCCUUGACAAAUGGCCUGUGUAACUAUGUUGGUUCAUUUAGGAUUAAGGGCAUCUAGAGUGAAGCAGUUUAUGACCUAGUGCGGAACAGGUUGUUUUAUUUGCGUGCAUGCAUGGAAAUGUGCACAAGAUUCAUGCGUGUGCUAUGCCUUGAAUGGAAGAGAUGAGAUGAGAAUUAUUGCUAGAUGCCUGUGUUGUUGCACUGUGCUGGUGAAACAUGCUAGACCAGUCUAUCUGUAGAACAAUAUUUUAGUUUCUUUAUUAUUAUUAUUUUUAGAAGUAUUGACACUUCAAGGUUCUGUGGUAAAUAAGCUUGUCCAUAUCUCUUCUGUGGUAUUCUUUUUUUAUCACUCUGUGCAUUAAAUUGUAAAGUUGUUUCAGACAUACCUGAUAAAACGUUUGCAUUCUUGCACAAAACAGACUGACACUUUACUAAAAGGAGUUCAGUGAUACGUGGCCUGCCUUCUUCAAAUAUUGUACAUUUCAUAAAACAGUUCUUUAAAGACAUAUUUCUUCUGGAAAAGAAUAAAAGUCUGAGGGCCUAUGUGGUAUAAUGUAUUUGUGUUUUACAAAGGUAUGAUCUGUUGUUUUGUAGAUCCAAAACAGCAAAAUUUCUGUCAAUGACUGAAUUCCUGGCAUUUUUUUUUUCCAAACAAAUUUGUUGUUCUGGUUUGCAGACUGUAAAAUUAUUGUAAGACACAUGUUUGAAUGCUGUGGUCGACAUUUAUUCAUACAUGGACAUUGUGUAGGUCCUACCUUUUGUGCUAGUAAAAAGUGAUUCUUCUUUACACUCACGUGGAUACACAUAGUAUACUGUGUGCAAAACUAUUGUGAGGGUGAUGGAUAAAUAAUGACUGCUAGAAAUCAUUCACGAAACCAAACCUGUUUGGUCCAGCUUGUUCAAUGCUAAUUAACAAGUGCACACAUCGCCUAAGAGCACUGGAAGUGUCUUUUUUGUGCAUGUUCAUGGUAACAAUGUUGUUAAUGUUAUGAAAUAAAUGCAUAAUUUAGUAAUA